CCGGAGAAAACAACACACGACAAGACACGACCAUCUAUCCAGUUAGUGGCUAGUGCGUAAAGAAGAUGGCGACUAAUAAGCUCGCAGCGCUCGUCGUCUUGGUCGCGUUCCUCGCCGGGCCCGCGGCGUGCGAGGGUAUCAACAUUUGCCUCAACUUCAACGGCUGGCUGAAGCCAUCCAUUCUGGACCCGCUGUUCUGUCCUCGCGGCUCCGGCCCUCCGGUCCCUUCUCCCUCGGGGUCAGGGCUCAGCUACGGCUAUUACAACACCAGGUGCCCUACCGCGGAGAAGAUCAUCAAGGAUGCCGUGAAGAAGGCCGUGGAUGAGAACCCCGGCAUUGGCGCGGGGCUCAUCCGUCUCUUCUUCCACGACUGCUUCGUUCGGGGAUGCGAUGCUUCCGUCCUCCUCAACACGACCAACUCCCAGAACAGCGACACGGAGAGGGAAGGCCUUCCCAACAAGGACAGCCUGCGAGGGUUCGAGGUAAUCGACGAGGCCAAGACGGCGAUCGAGGCCGCCUGCAACAAUACAGUCUCAUGCGCAGACAUUGUCGCCUUCGCCGCCCGCGACGCGUCCUACUUCCUCAGCAACGGCAGCAUCAAUAUCCGGAUGCCAGGCGGCCGCUACGACGGGCGCGAGUCCUUCGCCAACGAGACCGACCAGCUGCCCGGGCCCUUCUCCAACGUCGCGCAGCUCCAGGCGAGCUUCGCGGCCAAGGGGCUCACCUCCGACGAGAUGGUCACGCUCUCCGGCGCGCACACCAUCGGCCGCGCCCGCUGCAUGUUCUUCUCCAGCCGCUUCUCUGAGAUGGACCCGGCAUAUGCCGCCAAGCUCAGGGCCGAGUGCAACGGCAACGGCAACACCAACGUGAACCAAGACGAUGUGACCUCCAACGUCCUGGACAAGCAGUACUACCAGAACGUGCUCGACAACAAAGUGUUGUUCACCUCGGACGCCGUGCUCAACUCGACGGUAACGAGAGCGCAGGUGACAGAAAACGCGGACAAGGCCGGAGAGUGGGAGAGGAAGUUCGAGAAAGCCAUGGAGAAAAUGGGGAAAAUCAAAGGCGACCAGCAAGGCCUGGAGAUCAGGAAGGUAUGCUGGAGAGUCAACAACGUUGGCCAGUACUAAUGCGUGGUGACUGGCUGGCUCCAUGGCGGAAUGGCCUGAUGGACGAGAUGUAACUUCGUCUAGCUACUGUCAUUGUUGGUUUUCUCGUACUAAAACUCGGUGUGUGUGUGUGUUAAUAAAGAUACAAGUAUGAAG
Messenger RNA from Aegilops tauschii subsp. strangulata, 1265 nucleotides. Its product is annotated as peroxidase 2. Gene Ontology annotation, biological process: hydrogen peroxide catabolic process; response to oxidative stress. The record is from RefSeq and is a predicted model, not a curated record. NCBI's taxonomy places the organism in Eukaryota, Viridiplantae, Streptophyta, Magnoliopsida, Poales, Poaceae. Gene Ontology annotation, molecular function: heme binding; peroxidase activity.